AUGGACACCGACGCCGCGGGCAUGGACGAGGCGGAGGCGGCCUUCUUCGCGCGCCGGGGCCGCCGGUGCUGCUGCUUCCCCUGGCCCGCCUCCUCCUCCUCCCACCAGCGGGUCGGCGGCGGCGCCGCGGCGGCGGCGGAGGAGACCUGGUGGCAGCGCGCGGUGGACGCGGUGCUCAAGGUGCGCGAGUGGUCGGAGCUGGUGGCCGGCCCGCGGUGGAAGACCUUCAUCCGGCGGUUCGGCCGCAGCGGGCCACCCACGCGGCCGCACCACCACUUCAGCGGCCGCAAGCUCAACUACGACGCGCUCAGCUACGCGCUCAACUUCGACGAGGGCCACGGCGCCAGCCCCGAGGGCGACUACACCGGCUACCGCGACUUCUCUGCGCGCUUCGUCGCCCCGCCGGCCUCCGCCAAGUCGUCCAUGGACCUCGGCGGCCGCGACGCGCCACCGCUCUUCAACCCGCCGCCGCUGCCGCCCCACGACGGAGCCGGCCGGGCCUGA
Messenger RNA from Miscanthus lutarioriparius, 504 nucleotides. The record is from the annotation of a GenBank genome assembly. Lineage: Eukaryota; Viridiplantae; Streptophyta; Magnoliopsida; Poales; Poaceae.